Molecule: messenger RNA, 3352 nt
Organism: Molossus molossus (Pallas's mastiff bat)
Lineage: Eukaryota; Metazoa; Chordata; Mammalia; Chiroptera; Molossidae
Gene: GLYR1
Product: glyoxylate reductase 1 homolog
Exons: 16
Coding region: 19-1680 (553 amino acids)
Molecular function (GO): oxidoreductase activity, acting on the CH-OH group of donors, NAD or NADP as acceptor; NADP binding; NAD binding
Source: RefSeq, a predicted model, not a curated record
UGGUGGUUGGGUGGUAAGAUGGCGGCUGUGAGUCUGCGGCUCGGCGAUUUGGUGUGGGGGAAACUCGGCCGGUAUCCUCCGUGGCCGGGAAAGAUUGUUAAUCCACCCAAGGAUUUGAAGAAACCGCGUGGAAAGAAAUGCUUCUUUGUGAAGUUUUUUGGAACAGAGGAUCAUGCCUGGAUCAAAGUGGAACAGCUAAAGCCAUACCAUGCUCAUAAGGAGGAAAUGAUAAAGAUUAACAAGGGAAAACGAUUCCAGCAAGCUGUGGAUGCUGUGGAAGAGUUCCUCAGGAGAGCCAAAGGGAAAGACCAGACAUCAUCCCACAAUUCUGCUGAUGACAAGAAUCGGCGUAAUUCCAGUGAGGAGAGAAGUAGGCCCAACUCAGGUGAUGAGAAGCGCAAACUUAGCCUGUCUGAAGGGAAGGUGAAGAAGAGCAUGGGAGAAGGAAAGAAGAGGGUGUCUUCAGGCUCUUCAGAGAGAGGCUCCAAGUCCCCUCUGAAAAGAGCUCAAGAGCAGAGUCCCCGGAAGCGGGGUCGGCCCCCAAAGGAUGAGAAGGAUCUCACCAUUCCUGAGUCUAGUACCAUUAAGGGGAUGAUGGCCGGACCUAUGGCUGCAUUUAAAUGGCAGCCAACUGUGAGUGAGCCUGUUAAAGAUGCAGACCCUCAUUUCCAUCACUUCCUGCUCAGCCAAACCGAGAAGCCAGCUGUCUGUUACCAGGCAAUCACAAAGAAGUUGAAAAUAUGUGAAGAGGAGACUGGGUCUACCUCCAUCCAGGCAGCAGACAGCACAGCCGUGAAUGGCAGCAUCACACCCACAGACAAAAAGAUAGGAUUUUUGGGCCUCGGCCUCAUGGGAAGUGGCAUCGUCUCCAACUUGUUAAAAAUGGGUCACACGGUGACUGUCUGGAACCGGACUGCAGAGAAAUGUGAUUUGUUCAUCCAGGAGGGGGCCCGCCUAGGAAGAACCCCCGCUGAAGUUGUGUCAACUUGUGACAUCACCUUUGCCUGUGUGUCGGAUCCAAAGGCGGCCAAGGAUCUGGUGCUGGGCCCCAGUGGUGUGCUGCAAGGGAUCCGCCCCGGGAAGUGCUACGUGGACAUGUCAACAGUGGACGCUGACACAGUCACUGAGCUGGCCCAGGUGAUUGUGUCCAGGGGGGGCCGUUUUCUGGAAGCCCCAGUCUCAGGGAACCAGCAGCUCUCUAAUGAUGGAAUGUUGGUGAUCUUAGCUGCUGGAGACAGGGGUUUAUAUGAAGACUGCAGCAGCUGCUUCCAGGCAAUGGGGAAGACCUCCUUCUUUCUAGGUGAGGUUGGCAAUGCAGCCAAGAUGAUGCUGAUUGUGAACAUGGUCCAGGGGAGCUUCAUGGCCACCAUCGCUGAGGGGCUAACCCUGGCCCAAGUGACAGGCCAGUCCCAGCAGACAUUCUUGGACAUCCUCAAUCAAGGACAAUUGGCCAGCAUCUUCCUGGAUCAGAAGUGCCAAAAUAUUCUGCAAGGAAACUUUAAACCUGAUUUCUACCUGAAAUACAUUCAGAAGGAUCUUCGCUUAGCCAUUGCACUAGGUGAUGCCGUCAACCAUCCAACUCCUAUGGCAGCUGCAGCCAAUGAGGUAUACAAAAGAGCCAAGGCACUGGACCAGUCUGACAACGACAUGUCUGCCGUGUACCGGGCCUACAUACACUAAGCUCCCACUCCCCCUAUUUUCCCUCUGACCCCCUCAUCCUCACAUGGGGUUGGGGUCCUGGGACUUGACUCUGGACCAGUCGACCUGUCUCCAUCUCCUUUUAUACAGACUUUGAGACUUGCCAUCAGCACAGCACACAGCAUUACUCCUCUCCUGAAUGUCCUGGGAUGGGGAGGGGUAUCAGCAGGAUUGGCCUGUAGCAAAGCUCUUGAGCUGGGCACUGGCCCCCAAACCAGGUGGCUGUGUGUUCACACACACACACACACACACACACACACACACAUCCACCCACACUGGCUCUUACUCCAGGAUAGAAGCUGCCCAGAAACUGCUGCCUGGCUAUUUUUCCCCCUUCUUCCAAGCUUGUCUUAUCUCAGACCCCUUCCAUUUGAGGAACUAGAAUCAGCAGUGAGAACUGGAAGCCUCCCCAUUGCUUCCCUCAGAGCGAAGAUGCUGUGGUCACAUCCACAUUCCCAGCUGGAUUCCUUGCAGAGAGAGGCUCUGGGCCAAGAUGAACCAGCACAGACUAAAUGGAGGAUCCUGUGGGCCCUCCAACCUCAGUUGACCAUCUGAUGAUGAUUGUCAUGUUUAAGCUACCAACGUGCAGCCAACUCCAGAAAUGCCUUUGUGAACUGAAAAGAGAUUGGCAAAGUCAAGCGAAGACAGGGCUCUGGCUUUCCAGGGAGAGCGUCAGUCAGCCUGUAGGUUGAGCCUCACAGAAAAGGCUGCCCUCCUCACUGUUCUUCAGCACCCGAAGUCGCCAUCACUACAGAGCCCUGGGCUGGGAUCAGACUUCCUUGCUUUGGUGUAGGGGGAACCUCACUCCUCAGUAAGCUGUUUUAGUAUUUAGAUUUGCAUUCCAGCCCUUGGGAAGGGAGUCCUGAGGGCCACCAGAGGGAGAGGGAUGGGCUUCUUCCUGUUUCCAUUAUGCCACAGACUUCACAUGGUCUUGAAGAGCCACUCUGACCCAGGCGCCCUCAUAGUGGUCCCACCUUCUCCAGCCUGCCCCUGCACAAGCCCUCUGCAUGCCCACUUUUCUCCAUUCUCUUCCCUUUCCUCUUUUCCUCCCAUGGAGACAGUAUUUCUUCCUGUCUGUCCCUUUGACUCAGACCCAGCCUGACCAACCGACGAUGACCAUUUCUUAGGCUCAGCUCUUGAAACAGAAUGAGUGUCUUCACUUCAGCCAGCAGCUUGGUCUUCGGUGCUUCCAGGGCCCUGAGGUCUGUCAGGAGGGAAAAGGAGAACUGGGCCUGACUGAACCUGAAAUAAUGGCCCCUCAGAGGUGGAUCCAAGACAUCCUUGAAUACCUAGUAUUUCUCCUUGGACAGGGGACCAGAGGGGGUUGGAAUGUGGCUAAGAAAAAGGAGAAGUCACCUGAAGGAUGUCAGUGUUGUCUCCCUCUGCAUGGGUUGGAUUUUCCAAAGUCACACUUUGCAGAAGGUCAACAUUUAUAGUGAAUAUGUAAUUAUAUAUAAGAAAGGUGGCCACACUGAUGUGGGUCUCUCCCCCUCACAACCUUGGCCCUUUUCCACUGAUCAGAACCCAGGUUUGUGGAUAUCAGAAGACAUGGGGGUGUGGGAGACAGGGAUGAUGCCUGUGGGAUUUUGGCACAGUUUAUUUCACUGGGAUUUUGAAUUCUUUUCUGUCUGAACACAAAGCCUGUUCUAGUCCU